UCACAGAACGGAACCCACUUCCACCAGUCCCUGUCAGAGCUCGCUUGGUCAAACAUUGACACCUACUGGCUGUCUACAGGAAAUGCAUUGGACUUCUGAUGUCCCCCAAAAAAACUCUCAACCGCACUCACAAGUAUGUCUAUUUUCUCCGAUUUCCUCUACGUUCGCGCAGUUGAUGUUCUACAGGUUGCUGUCCAACAGGUUGCUGUCGUGGAGGACUGUUUACAGGAUCGCUUGUGCGCAGACUCCGUUCUCUGUCUCUUGUGCUGCGUUCUGCGCAUGUCAACGUGUGAGUCAAGCGGAAUCGCUCACAAGCUCGUUCACACACUUCACAGCCCAGCGCACAAUACAAUUUAUCCAAAGAUGUUAUGUCUCCGACAAUUUUAUUCAACUCGAUCUUCAAAUAAUAUACCAAUAGAGAUGAACCAUUCAUCCAGAACAGCACGUGAUCACGAGCAAGGUAUAAAGCUCCAGAUGUCUUAAGAAGAUGUUAGCGGAUAAGAGGACCGGAGCAGGAUCUCAGCCUCAUGAAACCCAGCUUGUGACACCUGUCUGAGACAGACAUCCUCUACGCUCCCGAGUGUGGACAAUAUGCUAUCACUGGAUUAUCAUAUGUAUCAGGCUAAAACUGAGCCUACUGUUGAUACAACCUGUGCUUCCCCUACGGACAACAACACAGUCGCAACCAGGCUCAAAAACAAUGACCUCAACACAGAGAACCCUGUCACUGACACACAUUUUAAUCCUAACUCUGACACAGACACUAUGGCUGUUCCAGUUUCAGAUAUGAGAGUUACCAAAGAGGCUGAUCCCAAUGCAGUCAAGAGACAGCGGACCAGACAGGAAGAUGAGGAGUCGUGCCCACCUUCUAGUAUGCCGCCGGGCUGGGUGAGAGUAGUGAGACGGAGGAAAAGUGGGAAGACUGCAGGCAAAAUGGACAUCUAUAUAACAAGUCCCCAGGGACAGAGGUUCCGGUCCAGGGCGUCUCUUCAAGCUUUCCUUCUCAGAGAUGCAGGAGGGGAUCUACAGAUAGAUGACUUUGACUUCACCAAAGCCAAGAGUGGCAGUGUAGCUGUGACUCCGCUGCCAAGCCAGGAGAGACAGAGGAAAGUUCAUCAGAAACACACACGUCAUAUCUCAGAGGCCAAUAUUAAAGAAGACCGGCAGAACACAGAGGAGAAUAUGGAAGAGGGUAGAAUAUUAAGCCUGCCUCCAAAUAACACAAAAAUAGCCAAUUCCGCAAAAUCCUGCAAGCAGAGGACCAGACCCAGAGACAAGAGAACGAUAAUAACUCAUCUGAGGCCUGACAUGCCUCACCUGGCAAGGGGGAAUCACAGACCGGCAGCUGGGAGAGGCACAGAAACGGGCCAACCAUCAGACACAAAUGAAGACAUCAAAGAGACAAACAUACAAGCCUCUGUGAGAAGGGGUGAGGAUGAUGAGACUGAGAGGCGUCUGAAGGCGGUAGUUGACGAUGUCAUACUGGAGAAGAGCCCCCAGAGGAGGCCGGGGCUGCUGAGAGAAAAGCUGCUCAGGCUGGCCCCGCCCACUGAUCUACAAGAUGCUCUCAUUGGUCAAGAAGAUCAACUUCCUGUGUCACUGUUACUUGUCCCAGUCCUUAGGGUGCAGUCUGCUUCUGAGAGCGAGGGGGAGGCUGAGGGUGUGGGAGUGGGGGAGACUGAGGGAGUGGAGAAUAUAGAGGCAGAGGUGCAUGACGAAGAGCUGCCAUCUCCCCAGACCACUGGAGAGCGCUGUACACCACUGAAAGAUUCCCAGAGCAAACUGUUAGGAGAGAAACGGAAGACCAGUCCUUAUUUCAGCCGGAAGUCAAUGAGAGAUGGUCUAAGCCCUCCCAGGAGGAAAGCCUUAAGGAAGUGGACCCCUCCUCGCUCCCCCUUCCACCUGGUGCAGGAGACCCUUUUCCACGACCCUUGGAAACUCCUGGUAGCCACCGUGUUCCUCAACAAAACCAGCGGUAAAAUGGCCAUCCCGGUGUUGUGGCAGUUCUUUAAGCUUUACCCAUCAGCGGAGGAGACCAGGGGGGCAGAGUGGAAGCCCCUGUCUGUGCUGCUGAGAUCUUUGGGCCUGUAUGAACUGCGAGCCAAAAUCAUCAUCAGGUUCUCUGAUGAAUACCUGACCAAGCAGUGGCGCUACCCUAUAGAGCUGCAUGGGAUUGGGAAGUAUGGCAAUGACUCCUACAGGAUCUUCUGUGUAGAGGAGUGGAGACAGGUUGAACCCCAGGACCACAUGCUGAACAAGUACCAUGCUUGGCUGUGGGAGAACCAUGAGAGGAGAGCACCAGUGCAUUUAGCUACGCUAGGCUCCAGCUUUAUUCUCUGUCUGCACACGAGUAACCUGAUUCCCAGGGCAACCGUUGCCACCGCAAAACACCCAAUAUCAGUAGUAAGAAGCGAGCUUAGUGUAAAAGUUAAGACAGAGCCUUUAGAAGUUUUUCAAUGCACAAGGACCGGACUCCACUGCUGGGGAAACACAAGGCACAGCCCUGUCUACGGAAUGAAACUUCCUGCUGUUUGCUUGAAUUCCACAACUCUGUCUAUUCCUCGAUCCACACCUGUCCGCCAAAGUCGCUACCUUAUGGUCACUCCCCUGACAUUGCCCAUCAUCAUCUCACCUGCCUCGGCAGCACUGCCAGUCAGCCAGUCUGUCCCCAGACUGGACCCCCUCCAUCCUCCUCUGGCCCAUAGACGGACUGUCAGCCUGGAGACCCCUGCUGUGCAUCACCACAACCACCAGAGGGCACUGGUUAUGCAGAGAAAGGAGCACUAUAGGUAUCACCAGGUGUGGCGGAAGCCAUUCUACGGAUCCUGCACUGAAAGAGAGGAGUACAGAUCGGAGGUACGUCAGCAGCUGAAGAGGCAGAUGGAGGAGAAGAGGGCGGGGCUGAUGCUGAAGUUGACCAGUAAGGCAGAGGAGGCUGAGUUUUUACAGGAAGUGGAUCGCUUGGCUCUGUCCAGUGAGAAACAGCAGAGGAUCCAGCACAGCAGAGCGAUGAGCCACUACAGAGAUGAGAACAAGAAGCUGAUGGAGCAGAGCUGGAUGGACAGGGCACUGAUUCGCUCUCAGGAGGCCCUGAUGGAGAGAGAACUGCUACGCCACAACCCCAUUAAUUGGAGCGGCACACUGAAAUAGAAGCGCACACCUCUGUUCACACAUUUCUCUUUUUCCAUAGCUAGCUUUAUAGGGGACUUCACUAUUUUUAGGGUUAGGGUUAUUUAAUUAGGCAAGUCAGUUAAACAAAUUCUUAUUUACAAUGACGGCCUACCCCAGCCAAACCCUAACGACGCUGGGCCAAUUGUGUGCCGCCCUAUGGGACUCCCAUUCACGGCCAGUUGUGAUACUGGCUGGAAUCGAACCAGGGUCUGUAGUGACACUUCUAGAUGCAUGUAGUAGCUCCUGAGUGGCGCAGCGGUCUGUUUUCUUGAAUGGCUUUCAUCUAUCGCCUCCAUGCAACAGCAGUGUUUUAGUAAGGUCUUCAGCAAUGAGCAGCAGUAGUUCAAAUUAAAUUGCUUUUAGUUCAUUUCAACAUGUCAAAUAAAAAUGGUGAAAGGAUAUUGUAAAGAAAAUAGCACUCUGGGGGGGA
Molecule: messenger RNA, 3601 nt
Organism: Oncorhynchus kisutch (coho salmon)
Lineage: Eukaryota; Metazoa; Chordata; Actinopteri; Salmoniformes; Salmonidae
Gene: mbd4
Product: methyl-CpG binding domain protein 4
Exons: 15
Coding region: 592-3150 (852 amino acids)
Biological process (GO): DNA repair
Cellular component (GO): nucleus
Molecular function (GO): catalytic activity; DNA binding
Source: RefSeq, a predicted model, not a curated record